Messenger RNA from Olea europaea var. sylvestris, 2774 nucleotides. RefSeq names its product probable galacturonosyltransferase 13. The coding region runs from base 502 to 2121 and encodes 539 amino acids. NCBI's taxonomy places the organism in Eukaryota, Viridiplantae, Streptophyta, Magnoliopsida, Lamiales, Oleaceae. The record is from RefSeq and is a predicted model, not a curated record. Gene Ontology annotation, molecular function: polygalacturonate 4-alpha-galacturonosyltransferase activity. The transcript is spliced from 6 exons.
UUACAUUGUAUUCAAUCUUCCGUUCGUAAGAGAGGGAGAGAUUCAUUUCAACCAAUAAAAGCUGCAAAAUUUAUUGCAAAUAUAUACAUAUAAUUAUUUCCUAUUACGAUAAUUCCUUGACUAUUUGGUUUGCAUUAAUUGAUUGAUUCCUUACAGUUGUUUUCUAUAAUAUAGAGACCUAUAAAUAUAGAAUUAGAUUGAGAAAAGGAAACAUUUGGUGAACAGAUUGGGCGGGAUUUUUUGGUUCGGGAAUUGUAAUCCAAUGCGGUGGAAGGCACCGCACGGUGGUGAAUCAGGAUUAUUGAAAGUUUUUAGCUGCGGAUCUGAUGUUGAGAAUCGCAUCAUUUUUGAAGAAUUAUACGGACCGAAAGGAGGAAAAGAUUAUUAGUUUUGGGAUUGUAAAUAGCAGCGGUGGUGGUGGUGAGGUAGCUGAUUGUAUUGAUUUGAGAAGGGGAAGAGGGAAGUGGUGCAGGAGAAAAGCAGUGGCGGAGUAGGAAGAAGAUGCAUCUGCACUUCUCACCUAGCAUGAGAAGUAUAACGAUAUCGUCGAGUAGUAGUGGUGGAAAUGUCAAUGGAGGAGGCGAUUUGAUGAAGAUCAAGGUCGCACCUCGCCACAUCUCUUACCGCACGCUCUUCCACACCAUUUUGAUACUUGCAUUCUUGUUGCCUUUUGUUUUCAUUCUUACAGCCCUCGUCACCCUAGAAGGUGUCAACAAGUGCUCCUCAUUCGAUUGUUUAGGAAGACGGUUGGGGCCAAAACUUCUCGGCCAAGCUGACGAUUCAGGGAGGUUGGUCAAGGAUUUUGUUAAGAUCCUCAAUCAAGUGAACUCUGACAAAGUCCCAGAUGGUUUGAAGCUCCCCGAGUCUUUUAGUCAACUUGUUUCUGAAAUGAAAAACAACAAGCACAGUGCAAAAGAUUUUGCUUUGAUUUUGAAAGCAAUGAUGGAGAGAUCUGAAAGGGAGAUCAGGGAGUUGAAAUUUUCAGAGCUAAUGAACAAACACUUUGCAGCUAGUGCGAUUCCAAAGGGCAUUCACUGCUUCUCUUUGAGGCUAACUGAUGAAUAUUCUUCGAAUGCUCAUGCACGCAAACAGCUGCCUUCACCAGAAUUACUCCCUUUGCUUUCUGACAACUCAUACUACCACUUUGUAUUGUCAACUGACAACAUUCUGGCUGCUGCAGUUGUCGUCACAUCUGCUGUCCAGUCAUCUCUAAAGCCUGAAAAGAUUGUUUUCCAUGUCAUAACUGACAAGAAAACAUAUGCAGGCAUGCAUUCGUGGUUCGCCCUCAAUCCUGUCUCUCCUGCUAUAAUAGAAGUGAAAAGUGUUCAUCAGUUUGAUUGGUUAACGAGAGAAAACAUUCCAGUUCUUGAAGCUGUGGAGAACCACUAUGGCAUACGGAAUUACUACCAUGGAAAUCAUGUCAGUGGGUCCAAUCUUAGUGACACCACCACCCCACGCAAAUUUGCCUCAAAACUGCAAGCUAGAAGUCCAAAAUACAUCUCAUUGCUCAAUCAUCUCCGUAUAUAUCUCCCGGAGCUCUUCCCGAAUCUUGACAAGUUGGUUUUCUUAGACGAUGAUGUUGUAAUUCAGCGUGAUUUGUCUCCUCUCUGGGAAAUUGAUCUUAAUGGAAAAGUUAAUGGAGCUGUUGAAACUUGUAAAGGUGAAGAUGAGUGGGUGAUGUCUAAGCGAUUUACGACUUAUUUCAACUUCUCCCAUCUGCUUAUAGCAAAAAAUUUGAAUCCCGAUGAAUGCGCAUGGGCUUAUGGGAUGAAUAUCUUUGAUUUGCGUGCAUGGCGAAAGACAAAUAUUAGAGACACUUAUCACACGUGGCUUAAAGAGAAUCUGGAGUCGAACCUGACGUUGUGGAAGCUUGGAACUCUGCCUCCUGCUUUGAUCGCAUUCAGGAAUCAUGUUCAUCCUAUUGAUCCCUCGUGGCACAUGCUUGGAUUGGGCUAUCAGAAUAAGACUGACAUUGAAAAUGUGAAAAAGGCGGCAGUGAUUCAUUAUAAUGGCCAGUCGAAACCAUGGCUGGAAAUCGGCUUUGAGCAUCUCCGUCCAUUCUGGACCAAGUAUGUUAACUACUCUAAUGAUUUUAUUAGAAAUUGCCAUAUGUUGGAGUAAUAAUCAACCAAUUAAUGGUGUACCAAGGAAAUGGUGGAUAGAAGCAUACAUGUUUUGCUCGAAGGUUUGUUUGGCAGGUAUAGAAAUUUGUUGAUAUUCAAUAGAGAGGAACCGGAUAAACUCAAGACCAGGCUAAAAAGGGUGAUAUACAAGAAUUCUUAAUUUGCUGCUGUAUCCCCAAUUCCAAAGACGAACCCACCUGGGCAUGAGAUUCAUUUUUAGUUUGUAAAGUAGCAAUUCAUCAUCUAUUUUUUUCUGGUAGGACCAAGGACAUUAUUUUGGGUGUCAAUGGAUGUUGCCUAUGGUGUCUUGCUUACAAGGGAAUAAUGGUUUACAGAUUAUAGAAAGCGUUUGUGAUUGCCACUGGAUAUGCAAAUCGACGUGAAAAGGAACAGAGUUAGGAUGCAAGCCGCAGAGAGGCUUCGGCUUUCGACCCAUGGUCCAUAGAGAGAAUUCUUUACCCCAAUUUCGUUCCCAUUUUUGUUAGUUUUUAUUUCCAUGUCCCCAGUUUUCCCCAUUUUUCAGAUUUUAUAUCUUCAUGAAAUUCUAGUUUGUAGAUUUUAAAGAACUUGAUUGAGUUAGGGAGCUACAUAAGUUAUAUGUUGGUAUUUGUCACACGUUCAUAUUAUUUAUUGAUGAAAUUUUAUAACUCA